This is a messenger RNA of Synchiropus splendidus (mandarinfish), 2060 nucleotides long. It is a transcript of the gene pparg, whose product is annotated as peroxisome proliferator-activated receptor gamma. Gene Ontology annotation, biological process: positive regulation of transcription by RNA polymerase II; regulation of lipid metabolic process; hormone-mediated signaling pathway. NCBI's taxonomy places the organism in Eukaryota, Metazoa, Chordata, Actinopteri, Syngnathiformes, Callionymidae. The record is from RefSeq and is a predicted model, not a curated record. Gene Ontology annotation, cellular component: nucleus. Bases 5 to 1915 code for a protein of 636 amino acids. The transcript has 9 exons. Gene Ontology annotation, molecular function: RNA polymerase II cis-regulatory region sequence-specific DNA binding; nuclear receptor activity; zinc ion binding.
ACCGAUGACUCCGCACUGUGGGAGGAAACCAGAGUCGCCAGAGCUAAGCCUCAGCCUGAGUGCUGCGAGGCCGCAGCAGCGACACCAUCUCAGCCGGAACACGAGCCCUCCCACCUGCCGAGCAGCAGAGGAGGUCCCGUCAGAGGAGCUGCACAGGACGGGACAUGGGAGUGGAGUGGGGGAAGACUUCCACUCCAGAGUGCGAGCCCCAACAAGCUCCCAGUGCUCUUCAACAGUCGGCGUCAGGUGGCAGCGCGGGCCACUUCCUCUCCAGAGCGCGGCAGAGACGCCGCGGGAAACGUCGGUCCCGCGCGCCUCUGGCGGGAGCCGGAGCCGCUGCUGCUCAGCAGUCGACAUGGUGGACACGCAGCAGCUCCACGCCUGGCCCAUCAGCUUCAGCCUGAGCACCAUGGACCUGUCGGAGCUAGACAGUAGCCUGCAGGCGACGUACGGCCAGGACGUGCAUUUGGCCACGCUGGACUACGCUUCCCUCUCAUCCUCCUCCAUGGCCUCCCCCGUCUCCUCUGUGGGUGUCACGUUUGAGCACAGUCCGGUGCAGAGCGAGGAGCAUCUGACCAACAUGGACUACACCAGCCUCAACAGUUACACCCCGGUGCCAGAUAUACACAACUUGAUCAAGCUGGAGCCGGAAUCGCCGCCUCACUUCACCGACAGUCCUGUGAACGCCAAGCUGCAGGAUGAGGCUUCCAUGGCGGCCCUCCACAUCGAGUGCAGAGUCUGUGGCGACAGAGCUUCGGGGUUUCAUUACGGCGUCCACGCGUGUGAGGGUUGCAAGGGUUUCUUCCGCCGAACCAUCCGGUUAAAGUUGGUCUACGAUCCCUGUGACCUCCACUGCCGCAUUCACAAAAAGUCCCGCAACAAAUGUCAGUACUGUCGCUUCCAGAAGUGCCUGAACGCCGGCAUGUCGCACAACGCCAUUCGCUUUGGCCGCAUGCCUCAAGCAGAGAAGGAGAAGCUGAUGGCUGAGUUCUCCUCUGACAUGGAGCACAUGCACCCCGAGGCAGCAGACCUGCGAGCCCUGUCCAAGCAUCUGUACGAGGCGUAUCUGAAGUACUUCCCCCUCACCAAGGCCAAGGCCAGGGCCAUCCUGUCGGGCAAGACCGGCGACAGCACGCCCUUCGUCAUCCACGACAUGAAGUCUCUGAUGGAAGGAGAGCAGCUGAUCGACUGCAAGCAGGUGCCGGCGCCGGAGGGUCAUCCGCCUGUGGAGAACAGAGGCUCCUUCGCGCCGCUGCACGGCCCUGAGUACAGCUUCUUUGGCUUCGACGAACAAGGUGAGAGCAACGCUGUGGAGCUGCGCUUCUUCCAGAGCUGUCAGUCGCGCUCAGCCGAGGCCGUGAGAGAAGUGACGGAGUUUGCGAAGAGCAUCCCGGGCUUCAUAAAUCUGGACCUCAACGACCAGGUGACCUUGUUGAAGUACGGCGUCAUCGAGGUCCUCAUCAUCAUGAUGGCGCCGCUGAUGAACAAGGACGGGACGCUGAUUUCCUACGGGCAGAUCUUCAUGACCCGAGAGUUCCUCAAGAGCCUGAGGAAGCCCUUCUGCCAAAUGAUGGAGCCCAAGUUUGAGUUCUCCGUCAAGUUCAACACGCUGGAGCUGGACGACAGCGACAUGGCGCUCUUCCUGGCCGUCAUCAUCCUCAGCGGAGACCGCCCGGGUCUCCUGAACGUCAAGCCCAUCGAGCAGCUCCAGGAGACGGUGCUGCACUCGCUGGAGCUCCAGCUCAAGCUCAGCCACCCCGACUCCCUGCAGCUCUUCGCCAAGGUGCUGCAGAAGAUGACCGACCUGCGGCAGAUCGUCACCGACCACGUGCGCCUGAUCCAGCUGCUGAAGAAGACGGACGUGGAGAUGUGCUUGCACCCGCUGCUGCAGGAGAUCAUGAAGGACUUGUACUAGAGAGCAGCAGACGGCCUGAGGUCACCGGCGCUCGUGAUGCUAACUGUGAAUGUUGCUGCCUUCCAGCAUGGACAAGGAGUCGCGUUUACCUGCCGCAGUACCUCUUCCAGACCAGCGCCCCUCGCGGCAGCCAGCUGCUCCUUCA